UGUAUCUGGCGCCAGACAGCGAGGACGUGGCUUUUAAGCUUUGGAACUCGGGUCUGAUCGAAAGAUUCCCAGGAAGGAGACUCACCAGGGCUCUGCCACAGUUUCAACAGGAUGCUGAGUCCAGGUGCUGAUGAUCACCAGGAACAACAACAUGGUGGGAAUGCAGUGGUCCUGAAGGCUGGAGAGGAAGGAGGAAAGAAAGGGCUUGUACAGAGCGAGCUUGCGCAGGGUGAGCUUGAUCAGGGCGAACUUGCUCUGAGCGAACUUGCCCCAAGCAAGCCUGCUCAAAAAGAGCUUGCUCAGUCCAGUCUUGCUCAGGAAGCCACAGGAGUGGUAGAGGAGGGAGAAAACGAAGAAGAAGAAAUGGAAGGAGCACAUGCUGGCGAUGGUAGUUCUGGCCCCAUGGACAAGGGGAUCCCCGCAGAAGGUGGUCAUGGCAGCGGUGUUCACCAACAGCCUCAGCAAGAGGCGGCAAUGCCUGAGGGCAUCAAUCAUCUCCAGGCUGGAGACAGGCUGCCUUUACGUAGACGCACCAGAUUCACCAGGUCUCAGCUGCAGGAUCUGGAGCGUCUUUUCAAAGAGAAUCGCUACCCCAGCUUGAGAGCAAGGAAGGAUCUUGCAAGAUGGAUGGGUGUGCCAGAAGAAGAUGUGCUGGAAUGGUUUAGGAACAGGAGAGCCAUUUUCAGGAGAAGCAAUAGACUGGUGGUGCUGAUUGAUGCACCACCUGGUCGCCAGAUCAAUGAUCCCUGAAGAUUUUGGAGCAGCGCAUGAGUACCACCUCUGUUGUGAGCCAGAUGACCUGGAACCUGGUCCUGCCCCCAAUUUCUUGGCCACUCAUGCUGGCCAUGACAUCCCUUUCUUCCCUGCAGUUAUCUCAGCAAUAAAGAGGUGGAUUC
Molecule: messenger RNA, 896 nt
Organism: Peromyscus maniculatus bairdii (prairie deer mouse)
Lineage: Eukaryota; Metazoa; Chordata; Mammalia; Rodentia; Cricetidae
Molecular function (GO): DNA binding
Source: RefSeq, a predicted model, not a curated record